Molecule: messenger RNA, 2012 nt
Organism: Triplophysa dalaica
Lineage: Eukaryota; Metazoa; Chordata; Actinopteri; Cypriniformes; Nemacheilidae
Gene: porcnl
Product: porcupine O-acyltransferase like
Exons: 13
Coding region: 271-1620 (449 amino acids)
Biological process (GO): Wnt protein secretion; protein palmitoylation; lipid modification
Cellular component (GO): endoplasmic reticulum; membrane
Molecular function (GO): palmitoleoyltransferase activity; Wnt-protein binding
Source: RefSeq, a predicted model, not a curated record
AUUCGUGCACUGCUCCCUAGAGGAAGUGAUCACACACACCGAGUCAAGUUUGGUUGAUCUCCGGCAUGUUCACUAAAGCCGUUGCGUCUGUCUAGUGAGUCGCAGAGAUGUUUGUGCUCGUGCUAACGGUAUGGAGAGGAAAGCUGGACGACGGAUUUUAACAGGAGAAGAAUCUCAUCACUUCCGGGUGUAACAUUGUAGCGCGGGAUAGCAGCUGCACUCCUGAAGGUUGAGCCUGUCUGUGUGUAACAUCAUUCAGAGGACGUCGCAAUGGACUCAUUUGGAAGGCAGGAGUUUCUUCAGGCUCUAGUAGAGGGCUGCAUGCUGCCCAUUGCCCAGCAGGGUGUGGAGCAGGUUUGGCAGCUCCUGCUGGUGUGUCUUCUGUGUCGAGUCAUCUGUAGACUAGGUGUGUCAUGUCAUGUGAAGCAUGUUAGUGUGCUGGCAGGUGGCCUGUACGUGUUGUACGUGUUCUUUGAGUUACACAUGAUGUGGGUGAUAAUACUGAGCCUCCUGUGCUACCUCAUCCUGCUCCUCAGCAUUACCUCCAGAAGCAAAGGCGUCUUCCUGUCUCUCGUCAUCCUCGUCUACAUGCUCAUGGGCGAGUUACACAUGAUUGAUGCAGCAACCUGGCAUAAGAUGAGAGGCUCUCAGAUGGUGGUUGCCAUGAAGGCCAUAUCAUUGGCUUUUGACCUCGAUCGAGGUGCUGUGUCCUCUUUUCCCUCGCCGUUGGAGUUCAUGGGAUACCUCUGCUUUGCCGGAACCGUCAUCUUUGGCCCGUGGAUUAGUUUUUCCAGUUAUUUAGAUGCAAUUAAUGGCCGAAAAAUGACUGUUGCCUGGUUUGGGAAGAUUGUUCUGAGCUUUUUAAAGAGUCAAAUUUGCCUAGUUAUUUCAAACUGUAUUGCCCCUUAUCUCUUCCCAUACUUCAUUCCCAUCUAUGGUGAUGGACUGCCUCGUAGGUGGCUUCGUGCAUAUGAAAUUGCAGUGUCCUUCCACUUCAGUAAUUAUUUUGUCAGCUAUUUAAGUGAAACAACCACAGUGAUGGCCGGAGCUGGAUUCUCUGAGCAGAAAGACAACCUCAAAUGGGAUAUUACAGUAGCUAAACCUCUGAACGUGGAAUUGCCGAGGUCCAUGGUCGAAGUUGUCACUUCUUGGAAUCUACCCAUGUCUAAAUGGCUAAACGCAUAUGUCUUUAAAAGUGCACUCAAACUUGGCACUUUUCCUGCCAUCUUGGUGACCUACACAGCCAGUGCACUGUUACAUGGUCUCAGCUUCCAUCUGGGGGCAGUGCUGCUAUCUUUGGGAUUUAUCACAUAUGUUGAACAUGCACUGAGAAAGCGGUUGGCUGUGAUUUUCAAGGCAUGUAUACUGUCAAAGCGCUGUCCAAGUGACUGCCCUCACCCAAAUAAGAAGACUGUGUGGGUGUAUGGUGUUAACCUGCUCUUCAGUGCUUUAUCAAUAUUCCACCUCAUGUACCUUGGCUCACUGUUUGACUCUGAAAUGGACAACAUGAAUGCUGAGGAGGGUUAUAUGGCCAGUCACACUAUUCAGAAAUGGUCAGAGCUAAACUGGGCCAGUCAUUGGGUGAUGUUUGGCUGUUUUGUGUUUUACUGGCUCAUUUAAAGCAUACCAUAGUAUUCAGAAAUCAAAGGACCACUGUCAAUGAACUAGCGGAAGAUGUGGGAGCAUUUAGCUGCUAAGAUACCUUGGACUACAGCCAGAGCAACUUCAUCCACCCUUCUAUCCUUUUCCUGGACAAGAAAAAGUGCCUUUUUGAAAAUCAAGUUGUUACGGGAAUCACGUUGUCAUAUGAACACUUGUUCUUUUAAUAUUUGUAAGUACGCAAAAUGAUCAUGAAAGUGUAUUAAUAUGCAAACUAUAUAUCAUAGCAUCCUUUUGUUGUCAUUUUGUCUGACCUUAGAAUUAGUAGAUUGAUUUAGUGUUACAUUGUCAUUUAAUAGCAUAUGUCUUGGGCCUGAUAUGUAUGUCUUUUCAAAUAAAAUGAAUUUUCAUGA